This is a messenger RNA of Neurospora tetraspora, 1976 nucleotides long. Its product is annotated as putative ethylene-forming enzyme. The record is from RefSeq and is a predicted model, not a curated record. The transcript has 2 exons. NCBI's taxonomy places the organism in Eukaryota, Fungi, Ascomycota, Sordariomycetes, Sordariales, Sordariaceae. The coding region runs from base 123 to 1487 and encodes 454 amino acids. Gene Ontology annotation, molecular function: 2-oxoglutarate-dependent dioxygenase activity.
AAGCAUCGCAGACAUCCAAGCAAUCUGGGCUGAGAGCUCCAGUAUCAAGCUCACAUUACCUUAAAUCUCGUUUGCAACCGCCUUUCACUCACACAUAGUCACACCUUACCCAAACUCUCAAGAUGAGUUGCCUCGCUACCUCUACCCGCUCUCUCUUGCCUCUGGGCCGCCGCCUCAUCACCAGCCGCGCUCGCCUUAGUACUGCCGCGCUUGGCUCUCUCGACAUUGGCAACAAUGGCAUGUCCAUGCCUCCCGGUUUUAACAUCGAUGUCGCCCGCCAACCCAACAAGCAGCCAAGGAUCCAACCAUCCAGCAAGAUCGCUGCCGUUGCCGGUAAGAUCCGUGCUCGCGAUGAUUUGGGCAAGACCAUGCCACCGGGCUUCGAGGCCCAAGUCGCCCACCUCGACACCUUUGAACUCCCAGAAAAAAUCACUGGAUCCGCCAGCGACCGCGCACUUGGCAAGGCCAUCAUUGACACCUGGCGUCGCGAAGGAAUUAUCCAAAUCGCUCAGAGUGAUCUGCAGAAGAAGCUUUGUAACGACGCUAAGGCCGCCAGCAAGCGCUUCUUCCGGAAGCCCGCGGCCGAGAAGGCGGCGUGUGUCGACUCGCAGAGCUACGCCGGUUACAUCGCAUCCGGCGAGGAGGUGACGGACGGCAUCGCUGACUACUCGGAGAUUUUCACCAUCACCAAGGAUCUCGACCUGGAGGAGCCGCGUGUCCGGGCAAAGUGGCCCUGCCACGGCCCUUGCCCCUGGCCCGAUGUGGAGAUGAAGGAGCCCAUGAUGAGAUACGUCGACAACCUCGGACUUGAGGGCGAGAAAAUUCUCCAGUUGGCCGAGUUCGGCUUGGGUGUAGCUCCCGGUACACUGACACAGUACACCCGUGAUGGUUGGCAUCAUACAAGGGUCCUUCGCUUCCCACCCCGCAACGCUACCAACGGAAAGGGCAAGGAAGGCCGUGGCAUCGGCUCGCACACGGACUACGGCCUUCUCGUCAUCGCCGCCCAGGACGACGUUGGCGGUCUCUUCAUCCGCCGCCCUCGGGACGACGAGAAGUUCGCAAACUGGCAGAAAUCUGCCGCCGGCCACAAGGAGGACGCAGACGGGUGGUUCUACAUCCCGCCCGUCGAGGGGGUGCACACGGUCAUCCUCGGCGACAUGAUGCAGUACCUCACCAACAACUACCUGACCGCGACACCGCACAAGGUGGGGCUCAACACGCGCGAGCGCUUCGUCAUGGCAUACUUCCAUGAGCCCUCGUUCCAGGCUGUCAUCAAGCCCAUCAACGAGGGUUGCAGUGGCAUGCGGACCGACUCCGAGCAGGCCGAGGAGGGCGUCCAUUACGGAACCCACUUCACCAACAUGUUCAUGCGCAACUAUCCAGAGCGCAUCACCACCAAGAGGCUGUUGGCGGAGAACCGGUACUCGAUGCUGUCGAAGCCGGAGUUGAGGACCAUGGAUGCCAUGCCCGAGCCUGAGCUCGAUUAAAGACUUUCACUUUUCCCCUUUUUUUCGUUUCACAACCCCGAAUUUCCUUUCGUUAUGUAUACAAAAGCAUUACCCGGGCGCUAUGUGGGGGAUAAGGAGUUCUAGGAAGGAAAGGCGGCUACAGCACAUGGCUUUGUUUCUUUCAUGUUUGACGAUACCAUUCUCCUAACGUUUGACUAUUUCAUGUUUUACUUGAUUUUGCUGCUUUUAAUAAUACGCAUACAAUACCUUACAAAGACAGACAGACCAGACGGGGGAAGAAAGGACGAAAGCAUCUUUUUGUUAUACAAGCAAGCGUCCGAAACCACUACACUACACUUUUUACAUACUACUUCUUUAAGUUGUUUUGAGAUGCCUAGCAAUAGGACAACGACAAGUGGGCAAGGAAACAAGAAGGAUUCACUUCAGGAGAGCAAUAUCCAAGGGGCUUAUCUACCUUUUUACUUCUGCACAAGUUUUAGCUCAAUCAAAAUCACUUCUACAAAGUUA